Messenger RNA from Mustela erminea (ermine), 2786 nucleotides. RefSeq lists its product as uncharacterized. The record is from RefSeq and is a predicted model, not a curated record. The coding region runs from base 1136 to 2113 and encodes 325 amino acids. NCBI's taxonomy places the organism in Eukaryota, Metazoa, Chordata, Mammalia, Carnivora, Mustelidae. The transcript has 5 exons.
GAGAAGUGGACCAUGAGCAAAGAAACUAGGAAGUGCGAAACUCCUUGCCUGACAUCUAGAGAAACACGAGGCAUGCUAUUUCAUCCCGUUGAGUAAGUACAUCGCGUGGCUCAGAAGCCACUCGCUAACCACCCAGAGCUUGCAGAGAGAGUGAUGCCUCCACCACAGGUCAGGAUCCCUGGGAGCCACUGUGAAGGCUGCUCCCCUCAUAUACCAGAACGAGGCAAAGAGGUCUCAUUCUAAAGCUAUGUGGGAAACAACUGAACCGUUUCACUACCGAGGAUGACAAAGUCUGCAUCUUCGUGCAUUUCCACCCCAUCAUGGUGCCCCAUUAUAAUGACGCCAAGAGGGAAAGGGACGGUUCCAAAACGACACAAAGCCGGGACCCAGGCCUCCUCGGAACGUUCCUCCAGGCCACGUCCCACCCCUUCCUGCAAUUCAUCUGGCCUUCUAUGUGUGCCUCUGAUUCCCGUGACACCGUCGCACACAUACCCCAAAUACGGUCUACAUACACCCUAAGAUGUCCCAAGGAACUAGAUUCUCCCUGGUCCCCACUAUGCAGGUUGGGAAUGUGGGCACUAGGGGAGACCCACAAUGACUGAGGACACAGGAGUGGGAAAGGACAGAGAACAAACGUCUGACUUCAGCUCUGUCUCCUGAAAGGGAGGACCUGAGUGCCAAUUCCAGAGCAUGGUGCCUCUGGCACUUUUGGCUCAUUGUGUACAGUCCCGGGGAAGAGAGGUCAAGAGUCAAGUGAAGGGGCUGCAGAGAGGGGGUGACUUUAAGAAGGGCCCCAGGUAUUAGAAUCCUGAAAGCGUGACCUCAUAUUUUUCAUGAUAGGCCCCAACUGAACUUAGAACUCUGGUAACCAGGCACCCACUUUCAAAGGGCAACCUGCUCUCCAGCACACUUGAGUGGAGACCUUCGACAGAACACCAUGUUCAGUUGUUGUCUUCCUACUUCCAGGGGCGCUGGGCCCACGGGAGCCCAGAGCCAGAGACAUUACUGCAGUUGCAGACAGCGCUUCAGCCCUCUUUUCCGAAGCUUCUGGUCAUGGGGCCGGAGACACCAACAGCCAUCCCUCUUAGCCUGAACUGGAGAACACGAUGUCUAGUGGGGGUGUCCCCUGGUGGCAAUGUUCCGGGAGGCUGCUAAUGGCUCUUGGCCCUGUGUCUAUGGGGCACUGCAUUUUCAGAGCUGCACCCCAGAGACUGUGAAUGAGCUGGCUGGGGACUUCAACGACUCCAACUCGCUGGACAAGGGUCAGGUGUCCCAGGAUCAGUGCUGCUCUGAGGCAUCAUCCCUGUCCCCGGACGAGGCCUGCACGAUGCUGGCGCUCAGAGAAGGCGCAGUGCAGAGAUGGGGACACUCCCUGCUGCUAUCCUUCCCGGAUAGAAGCCUCUCAAACGUCACCACCAUGUGCUCCAUCUAUCAGAUGUUCACGUCAGCCCAGCAGGUCCUGGAUCAGCAGUUCCCUAGCACUCUGUGUCCCAUCUUGGGAACCUGGCCUGAGCAGACAUGGCAGGAUAUCGGGCAGUCCCUGCACACUGCCCAUGUGGAGGUCAAGGGGGCCUAUGUGCACGUCACGUGGCAUGACCGGGACCUGAACACCCAUGCCCCCGUUCCGCUGAGGCAGCGGGAACUUCUGCAGCUCACAGAGGCUGAGGCGGAGGCAGCUGAGCCGGCCAAAGAGCCUCCCAUGGAGCGAGAGGCAACCCUGGCUCUGCAUCAGCCAUCACCUUCAGGGUCCGAGCCAGCCUCCCCUCCACCGGCUGCUCCAGAACUGGAACAGGGGCUCCUACGUUACGGAUGGUCGCCGGGUCCUGAGGCACAGACGGCUGGGCCAUCGGCUUGCCUGGGAGUUUGCACGCCAGCUGUCUCAGGUGCCACUGAGCCCACUCCAGCCGCAGAGGCAUCCUGCCAACCCAAGAAGCGGCUCAAAGAGAAGGAGCCUGACCUCCUGGACUUCCCUCCCAAGCUGGUGGCAGAGCAGCUCACCUACAUGGAUGCGGUGAGCAGCUGGGCCCCCAGGGUAGGAGGGCAGGGCCGGCUUGUCUUCUGCUCUCCGCUGCCCUAUACCGGCUUUUCCCUGAUGUGGACUCCUAGGAUAUAGGGCCAGAUCUCAGCUGCAGCCCUAACCGACCGGGGAAACCCAUCAGGGUUUUUAGACCUGAGCUUUCACUGUCCAGCUGCGGACUGUGGACACAGACACUGAGAAGGACUGAGGCAGAGGUACCACGCAGAUGCAAUGAGUCAGAAGCGAGAGCCCGUACAUGGGAAGGCUCUGGUCCCCCGCGGGGAGGAGGGCAGCUCCCUGUGUGCAAUCCCGUCCAUGGGCCGCCCACCCAUCUGCCUGGGAGCCUGAGCACCAUCAACCUGGCUUAGGCAUCUGAUGCGUCCUGAAGGACAGCCUAGACACGGAAAGCCAUGCUUUCAGCCACCAGGUGACAAUGGGCACCUGAAAGGAGACAGGGACCGCAGGGAUGAGCAUUUGGAGGAGGAGAUGCCCCCUUGGGAGCACCACCUGGAGCGGCCCCCUGGACAUGGAAUGAUCAGGGUGCACACGCCUUCCUCCCUUCCCUUGCCUCUCUUGGCUCCUGGGGCAUCCCGCACUGGCUUCCCUCGGAGAAGAAGAGGGGCAUGAAAUCCAGGCUCUCUAAGCAGGCUCCGGCCACAUUCGCAGCCUCCUGAGCUCCAGCUCUGACCUGGGACCCCUCCCGAGGACAUGAGUCUUGCAUGGGCGAACAUGUGUGGGGCUCAACACACCUCCCCCUGUCCCCUAGGAG